AUGCUGGCGCGGCUGCGGCGGGCGGCGGCGGCGGCGGGCGGCGGCUCCCCCGGCGGGUGGCGGCUCCCUCGCGGGGCCUCGUCCUGGUGCCGCCGCGACGGGCGCCCGGAGCCGCCGCCGCCGCCCGCUCGCGCGGCCCUGCGGGGCCUCCGGGCGGGCGCGGCGCGGCGGAGCCCCGCGGGGGAGCGGCUCUACCCCGGGCACGUCCCCACGAGCCCGCUGCAGAAGGCGCUGCUGGCCGCCGGCGCGGCGGCGGCGGCUCUGCGGGACCCCUACAGGCACGACAUGGUGGCAGUCCUCGGGGAGACAACGGGUUGCCUUGUCCUGCCGGACCUGCGAGACAGAAUGAAACGCGAUCCCGAAGGCUGCCGCAUCCUCCAGGAGCGCCCUCGCAUCCGUCUCUCCACCUUGGACCUGAACUGGCUGCGGGGGUUGCCAGAUGGCACACUGGGCCGAGAAUACAUCCGGUUUUUGGAGGACAAUAAGGUUUCUCCGGACACACGGAUGCCAGCCAAGUUUGUCGAUGAUGAAGAGCUGGCAUAUGUGAUCCAGAGGUACCGGGAAGUCCACGACCUGAUGCACACCCUCCUGGGCAUGCCAACCAACAUGCUAGGGGAGGUCGUGGUGAAAUGGUUCGAAGCUAUCCAGACAGGGCUGCCCAUGUGCAUCCUGGGCGCGGUGUUCGGCCCUGUUCGUCUCAAUGCACGAAAGCUGCAGGUCCUGGCUACGGAGCUGAUUCCUUGGGCAAUUCGGAGUGGGUACAAUGCCAACUGUAUCCUCAACAUCUACUAUGAGCGGCGCUGGGAACAGACAGUGGAGUCCCUGCGGGAGGAGAUUGGCAUCUUCCCUCCCCCGGCAGUUCGAGUGUGAGAGCCCAAGGAUUGGGGAGGGAAUGGGGGAUCCCCAACUGGCAAACAACAACCGCUCCCCUGCAGCGUUUCAUCUCCUGCUGCUGCAGGAGCACAGCUUGGCUCUGCUACCAGCCACCACGGGCCUGAUGGCUGUGUUUUGCCCUGUCAAGAGCUGGCUCCGUGCUGUUGAUGGAAGCCAAGUUGCACCUCCCCGUGCCGUAGCGGAACUUGACCCUUCUGCCAUUUGUGAUUCAAUGGAGAGAUGGCAAGUCCUGCUGUGCCUGUGCCAGCGGGGUUUGGCUGCUUGGGUCCCCCUGGCAGCAGUGCUCUGAGGCUGAUGCUCCAAAACACUGGGAUGGGGAGAGAAGGGAGCAGAAUUGGCUUAAAGCAGACCAGAGCAAACUACUCCUGGCCUAUUGCAACUGUAAAGCUCUGUAGGUAAAUCUGUCCUCCCCUCCCUCCCUGGGAAGCUCAAACCUUAAAGUCUUAGAGCAGCCCUGGACUGGAGCUAAACCAGUUGAUUUACAAAGCAGCCCGGGGUAGGUUAGGUGCCUGCACCAGCGAGAGCUGAUCCUGCACUGGUGCUACCUCUGGCCUCCUGCUGCUGAGCAAUAGGGGAUGUGUCUCAUGCCUUGGCGACCACGCAGUGAGCAAACGCCUGCAGGAGCAGCUCGGAGAUGCACUCGAGGAGCUCUUUCAGCACAGUGAACUUGUCUUGACACGUGGCGAGGACGUGGGUGUUGGAAGUACUGUGUGCGCUUUGGCCGAUGGCUGAGUGGCUCUGCCCGACUUCCCUUUUCUCGCUGAAAGCAGGCAGAGAAAUAUCUCUGGGUGUUAUCUCUGUUGGAGCUGCUGCUCGAGAGGAGAUCCUGGGCUGCCCUGCCCCUUGCAGACCCUCUGCAGCGAAAAGGCUGAAAUCUGUAUGAUUGCACUGGGUUUUCAAUAGGAACCAUCCCCCUUCUUUUGGCAGCAAAACAGCGUGAUUGGGAAUAAGGGGCUGAAUCUUUGGGGAGCAGAGCUGAGGCUCCUUGGGCCAUUCACACUGAGCUGUGGCUGGGAGCUGAGCGCUGUCUCCGUUAAUUAAACGGGUCUCCAGGCUGCCGCUGGCUGGAUUGUAGAGCUGUCAGGUACUAAGACAGAGCCGUGAGGCAGGUGGGUCUUUGUACGUGGAGGUUUGCUGUGUUCAAAUUCCUUUUGCGGUUAAUAAAAUUUGUGGUGGA
This is a messenger RNA of Rhea pennata, 2071 nucleotides long. It is a transcript of the gene COQ4, whose product is annotated as coenzyme Q4. The record is from RefSeq and is a predicted model, not a curated record. NCBI's taxonomy places the organism in Eukaryota, Metazoa, Chordata, Aves, Rheiformes, Rheidae. The transcript has 6 exons. Bases 1 to 870 code for a protein of 289 amino acids. Gene Ontology annotation, biological process: ubiquinone biosynthetic process. Gene Ontology annotation, cellular component: mitochondrial inner membrane; mitochondrion.